Vigna unguiculata (cowpea) is the source of this 923-nucleotide messenger RNA. RefSeq names its product CASP-like protein 1E1. NCBI's taxonomy places the organism in Eukaryota, Viridiplantae, Streptophyta, Magnoliopsida, Fabales, Fabaceae. The record is from RefSeq and is a predicted model, not a curated record.
CAUAACAUUCCUACAACACAAACCUUCAUUUAAAUUACACAUUCUCACACCAUUUUGCUUUCUCACAGCACCACCAUAACCAGAUCCAGUUAUGAGCACACACACCAAAACCAACGUCGUCGAUGGGGUGCACACCGAUGUCAAGGUCGUGGAAACCCCAACCAAAGAAAUUCCCUACCAUCUCUUGAUGCGCUUUCUUGCCCUCUCUCUCACUCUUGUUGCAACCAUCGUUGUUGGUGUAGACAAUCAGACCAAAGUCAUCUCCUACGCUGAAAUGAAUUUCAGAGCCUCUGCUAAGUGGGAAUAUAUGUCUGCCAUGGUGUUUUUCGUGGUGUCAAACGCAAUAGCAUGCUCGUAUGCAGCUGCAUCAUUGGUGAUAACAGUGAUGGCGAGAAGCGGUGGAAGAAGGAAAAGCGAUUUGACAGAUUUGGUGAUAACAGGUUUGGACCUUGUGCUGAUGGCAGUGUUGUUCUCGGCGAAUGGUGCAGCAUGUGCAGUGGGAGUGAUAGCACAGAAGGGUAACACGCACGUGCAGUGGAUGAAAGUGUGCGAUGUGUUUGACGCGUAUUGCCGCCACAUGACAGCUGCAUUGGUGCUCUCCAUUAUUGGGUCGUCGGUGUUUCUGUUGCUGGUGCUGCAUUCUGUUGUGAAACUCCAUUGCAGAUCAAGAAGCUAGAGAUUGAGAUUGUAGUGUGGUAUAUUUAAUUUAUGAUGGGUGUGUUAGUGGUUAAAUUGAAUGUGGUUCGUGUGUUUGUAGUGAUACACUUUAGCAGAGAUGGUAGGUGGAUUUAUUUAAUAGCAGUAACAGUAAAUAUAGGUAGCUAUUACUUUAUUACUUUGUUUCUGAAUGCAUGACAAAGCUAUUUCGCUUUGAAAAGUAAGUAAAUGCAGUAACGAGUCUAGCUACCAAGAUCAUUAUGCAA